Phyllostomus hastatus (greater spear-nosed bat) is the source of this 11953-nucleotide messenger RNA. It is a transcript of the gene ICE1, whose product is annotated as interactor of little elongation complex ELL subunit 1. The record is from RefSeq and is a predicted model, not a curated record. The coding region runs from base 237 to 7001 and encodes 2254 amino acids. NCBI's taxonomy places the organism in Eukaryota, Metazoa, Chordata, Mammalia, Chiroptera, Phyllostomidae. The transcript has 19 exons.
CUGCGUCGCGCUCGGGGGCCGCACCGGGUAGCGUUUCUGUCUAGUGCCCGAGGCAGCUCUGGCUCAGGGAGCCUUUAGUCUGCUCCACGGGGACUUCUGUGCACGGAUGGACCCGCCGGGAUACGGCGGGAAGCGGCCUGGCAGGCGGCGGCCCCGGCGGCGUCAGCAGAGGCACUACAGGGCUAAGGCCGCGGGUCCCUGAGGCGUGCGGGUCCAUCGGGCCCGGCGGCGACACCAUGAUGCCGGGCGAGACCCACUCGGCGGCUCCCGGAGCAGCGGCGGAUCUCUCACGGUGUCAGGGCUGCGCCUCCCUGCAGCAGAAUUUAAAUGAAUAUGUUGAAGCAUUAAUUACCUUGAAGCAAAAAAUCAUCAACACAGAUAAUUUGUUAACAGAAUAUCAGAAGAAAUGCGAUGAGCUGCAGUUUGCCAGAAGAGAGAAUAGUACUCUGCAUCACCAAGUGGAACAGAUGCUUCAAAAAAUUUCUCCUCUGCAGAAAUGUCAGGAAGAAUUAGGAUCUUUAAAAGCUGAACUAGAAGAGAAAAAGAGUUCUCUAAAAUUGUAUCAGGAUACUCAUCAGGAAUAUGCUCGUGUAAAAGAAGAAUGCUUGAAAACUGAUGCUCAGAGGAAGAAACUAGAAGCCAAGGUGAAGAAGCUGGAAGAGGCCGCUCUCAAGCAAACUCAGGACUUCAAGCAACUGAGGAAUGAAAAGAAAAUACUUGAAAAGGAAUUUAAGAAGACACAGGAAAGGCUGGAUGAGUUUGCUAAGCAGAAAAAUGAAAAAGAGUUGAAACACAUUGGAACACAAAUUUCGAGUGAUUCUUACGGAAGCAUAGAUAAAAGAAAAGUAAAACUACUUCUGAAAGAACUCUGGCUCUGUAUAAACACAACACACAGAGUACCUGGUGAAAGCAGCAGAUGUCUCCCAGGUGAUAUAGAAGCUUCCAGAGCAAAACCUGCUGAAGAAAAGCCUAGAUCCAGAGAGUCCGGGGAAGAUGGCGUGCCCACUCGGGGAGGAGGCAGUCCUCCCGGAGCCUCUGCUGUGCAGACGUGUCUGGCAGAGCUGUCCAUGGAGAUAGAGGGUGACUUCUCCCCAUGCAAAAAUGUGGGACGGGAGAGGCCCAGUGGGGCAGCUCCUCCGAGUGAGGACCAGCCUCCUGAAGUUGUAAUGCCAAGGAGUGAUGAGGACAGUAGUGAGUUUUUGCAUCGCAAUCGCUGUUUGGAUGAAGAUCUUCAAGCUGCAGUUGACUUCUUCAAGCUUCCCCCUCCUCUUUUGUCUCCCGUGCCAUCGCCCCCUCUGGGGUCCUUACCGCACCUUCGCUCCUUACCUUCUUCUCUUGCACCUGAAACCUACUUUGGAGAGUACACAGAUUCCAGUGAUAAUGACUCAGCCCAACACAGAAAUUCUGCCGAGUCUAAUUCAGAAGAUGAUACCUCUGACGCACAGGAUUGUUUUGGCUCACCCAGAAAGAAUAAAGGAAGUGGUACAUGGGAGGAAGAGCCCAAUUCGAAGGAAGCCACCGAAGCUCUGAACACAUUGGAAGUAAAUGAAGUGACAGCUGUUGGGUUUGGGGCACUUACAGCAACACUGAGAGAACCUUCAGCCACAUUCACCUUAGCUCGUGAGAAACACUGGGCAAUGUCAUCUCAACUCGUUAGUGGUAGAAAAAGAGGCAUUUUAGGUGAGGCGAAAGGACAAAGAGAGGUUAGGGAGAUGGAUAAAUCAGUGCAAACUGAGGAAACACUUUGUAAACCCACCAGAAGUGUGAGUGUUGAGAGGUUGUCUGGCAGCCUGACACAAGGGAAGGAAGCAGCCCUUGGGAAGUCAGACCUGUGUUAUUCUCCCCUUGGCAAGAGGCUGUUGAGUGAGCUUACAGGAUCUGAAGGGAAAAACCCAUUAUCCAGAAUGAUAGGAUCACCCAAAUCAGACUUUACUAAGUGGACACCAACUAAUGAACUCACGUGCGAUUCAGAUCAUAUGUCAGUUUCUGACCAUCUUCAGGAAACAUCUAGAGAACUGGAAAAGGACAGGGAAGGGCAAGGGUUUGUUUUAGGAGAAUCAUCUGAACCUGAAGAAGAUUCAGAUGAUGUAAUGGAUGGAACAGAGCUUGAUGUUGAAGCCAAAUUUUCUUCCUCUUCUACCUCAGGAGCGUUAUCUGUCUACAGUAUUCCCCAGUCUUCCUCUGGGCUGAAGUGUGGUCAUGAUAAACAUAUCCCUACUGAAAUAAUCCCUACCGAAGUGUGUUGUUCAGAACAGAAGUUACAGGCCAGAGCUUCAAACAGGUCAGGUCUGCAGUCUGAGCCUCUAGAGUGUUCUACAGGAGCAAACGACCUGGAGAAUAGCGUCCAUGCUCCAAACCCGGGGUUGGGAGCAUCCAGUGUUCAUGAGCAGAGCAGCAGUGGCGUGGAAUGUACAAAAGUUGUGAAAGGCAUGACCAAAGUGUGUGCCCUUCCUCAGUCAGUGUUUAUGAAAGCUGUGAAGGGUGGGCAGUGUGAAAGUCAGGGUCCAGGAGUUCAGCUCGCACCGAGUCGGUCAGAUUUUGCACCGUUAGUAGAGCCUCAGUCUGGUUUGAUUAAGAGUAGUCUUGGUUUUGUUAAAAGCACUUCUUGGCACCAUAGUGAUCUGUUAAGGAGAGGUAGUGAAGAAGGGCUGAGAGCUAAAUCAGAACGUGAGCAAGAGACCAACCCUCAGUUACAAAAGGCAGUGCUGCCCUUAGAAAGUAGAGGGUCAGCAUCACUGUUGCCUAACCAAGUGUCGGUUAUUACCAAGCAGGCCAGGCCCGAAACGACACCGAGUGCUAGAUCGGAAUCUUUGAGACUGCAUAGGAGUGAGCCUGCCGUAGCAACAGAAAAUGUCGAUAGCGUGUCAUCCAUAGCAAGCUGUGGAGGAAGUGAGGAGCCAACCCAGAUCAUCAAGGGGGUGGCUGCUACAAAAAGGACUUCACCAGAAAUUUCCAAGUCUUGGAGAAAAUUAGAUUUUGAUUCUCCAAGUGGUUCUUUACCAGUAGAAAAUUCUCAUUGUUCCACAAAGAGUAAAUUAUCUUUUUUUCCUGAAAAUAUCCCAGUCCCAAACCAAAACAUGACAGAACCCGCAGUGCAGACAGAGCUACAGGAGCAGCGUCCGCGUCUGAAUGCCACGGGUCUGGACUCAUCUGGGACUGGUGCAGGAAAACUUCCUCCAGCUGCAGAAAUGGCAGCGUCCAGAAGUCUUUCUGUUGAAGAAAUGCCCUGUGGAAACACAGUCAGAUCCGGUGGUAAAGCCCUGGCCACUUCAAAGGACUCUCCUACUAUAGAGCAAAGUCCAGAGGAGUCUCUGAAACAGCCAUCGCCAACUCCUGGUGGUGCUUCUCCUGAAGGUUCAGGCACCACAGGUACUGCCUUUUUACCAGAGAUUGGCAGAAAGGAUGAAGAGACACAUGCCCUCCCACAAAGUAGCCUUUCUGGUCCUCUGUAUUGUUACACAGGCAUUCGGGAGGUGGGGGGUGUUGACACUGAGGUGGAAGAGAGUGAGGCCCCUAGCUGCAGUGAGGGUGAGAAUGAGCCUGAAGCUGUGACGGGUAACCGGCAGUGGGAUGCUGCUGAGUCCUCCAGAGGAGACGUGGGAGCUGCACGCGCUGCUGCCGCCGAGACCCGGCCUUCCACAGAGCUGGGCUGUCUGACCUCAGCACUGCAGGACUUCAACAUCGGUACUCUCUCUGAGAUAGACAGACUUUCUACCUCAGAUGUGGUCAUGUUUCUCGAAAGUUGUCAGUUAAGAGAUUAUAGUUCAGGGGACUCUGUUUCAGAAUAUUCUAACAAAGAAAGCCUAAACAAAGAAAUUAACAAAGAAUUAAAGCAAAGUGAAACAUCGGGAGAGAAGUAUAGCAAGCAGCUCUGUGAUGAAGAAACACUCAAAACCUGUGAAGAGUGGAUUGAAUCUGAGGAAGAUGAUUGUCCUUUAAGGGAUGCAAGUCAGCUCGCUCAGUGUUCUUUGGAAACGCUGUCCGAGGUGCUAACCAAGAUUGGGCAAGAACUUCAGUCCAACUAUGAGGACUCAGAUGGGAAAGAUGCUGGUAAUUUACUGCUCUUCAGUAUACACGACAGCCUGACAACCGAACACUUAAAAGAAGGAGUCUCACCUCAGCAAAUAAGCAGCUCCUCAUUGCACCCUUCAGAUCCACCCCCGGCAACAGCUGGCUUGGAUGCUAAGGGCAGUUCUCCCACUAGUGGGGUAUUGACUGUCAAAAACACUCAGGACAAGCUUGAGGGUAACUCAGAUGUGACCAGGCUGACUGGCAGUGGAGGUGAGGUACUGUCAGAGCUGGUGGAGCUCCCAUCCCAGUGCUCUGACUCCGGAGCUGGGCAGACAGCCGAGCACAGUGCCAGUUGUGAGACAGAAGAGACAUUUCAAUGUCAGAUAUCUACUGUGACUUCUGAAGUUAUAAAUGUGCUGAUAAAUAAGGACCAAAAUCUAGUCAUUGAAAAGGGAGACAACUGGACCAUCAUAAACGGGGUAGCCCUCAUGCCAAAUGUGGACCAGGUCACCCUGUGUGACACUCCUGGAGACAACCCUGGUUCCCCAGACGGAGGAGGGCUGGGAGCUAGUUUCAUCUCCGUUAGUUCUGUGGAGAAGUCCCCAGAGACCAGCCACCCUGGCUCUCCACUUCCGGAGCCCCCAUGCGGCAGUAAUCUUCCGUGUGCCCCAGAGGAUAUUUCCAACAGUGUUCAGAGUUCCAACUUUGAUAAAAGUCGUUUGCGGAAUAGACCUGUUAAACCUAGCGUAAGGAUUAGUUCUGAUAUUUACGAUCAAAUCUUUGAGUCCCAGAUUGUUGCAUCUGAUCACACAUAUUACAACUCAAAACUGGAGCCGUUUGGCAAAAACAAGAAUCGAUCAAAGAUUUCAAACAAAGAUCAGUCAAACAAAUUGGUAAAGACUUCAUCAUCUGGCAGGGUUGAAACUAACCCAAGUGAAGUUUCUCAGUCACCUUCAGCGGACAGUGUUAACACAAAAACCCAGAGACCUCAAACUCAGACCAUCCUGGCCAAUGCCGACACCUCAACCCCUAUGGAUUGUUCUGCUGAUACCUUGAGUAAAAUACGGCAGGAAGUGGGGCCCCCUUUACCGCCCCUGCUUGCUCCUUUGAUUGCUACACCUCCAAGGACUUCACACCCAGUUUCUCCUCUAAUAUCAAGUUCCAGUCCCUCCUCGCCUACCUCCCCUGUUGGCCAGCUUUCUCCGUUGUGUGAGAUCCCAGUGCCACCCAUGAUGUCUCCUUUGCUGGAAGAUGCAAGGCGUGCCUCCCCUUCAUGCACAUCUCCAUCCCCAUCUGCUGUGUCCACUGGGGAGAGGAUACUGUCAUCUCCUCUUCAGUUUUGUGCCACCACCCCAAAGCAUGCCCUUCCUGUGCCCGGCAGACUGCCUCCCUGUGCAUCGGCCCACACUCCUGUGGCCGGGCCCCAGGAGAAUUCCGUUAAAAUCCUUGAUACCAUGUACCCGGAGUUAUCUGCCAGGGCCCGUACUCUCAACAUCCUCAAAGGGAAUAUACAGCUCACGCGAGGUCCACCUACUGACCGGCAGAAUUUACCAGGGCCUGUCAGUGCCAUAACAGGUUUCAAAGCAAUCAGUUCCAUGUCAACUGCCUUUGUCAAAACGGGGGGCAGCUCUGGUGGUGAUUGUAAUCAGGAUAAGUCCGGAGAUUUGGGGACGCAACAGGAUUCAAGUGGGAAAAGAACAUUGUCAGCGUGUAUAUUGAGGAGUGCUAAAAGACUGCGCCUGGACAGUGGGUCCUCGGAAUCGGAAGGUGGGAGCAGCACUACAGAAGGAGUCAACAAGCCCCCUUGCAGGAACCUCCCUCAGGCUGAAGUUGCAGCAACUGAAGAGGAACCAAGUUCUGUUUCAGCUACCAGUUCAGAUUCACAGUUGCCUCCGAACCCCACAGAAACGGUGGAGUCCCACGAUAAAGCCAUAGCCGAUGCCCUGAAGAAGAUCGCAGAGUCAUCCUUCGACCUGUUGCCCGUCAUUCGGAGUCACGUGUAUGUGGGAAAUAUCUCCAAAAAGCCUGUGAUGAGAGAUCAGGAGAAAGAAGUUGUCUAUGACUUCAGCACAACAAAGAAGCAUUUAGCAGAGUGCUUGCUUCAUUCUAUUCUCUCCGAACUAAAACUUCAAAAGACAUCUCUGGAGCACAAUUACAUUCAUGCGCUCUGCAGAGUGUACGUGGGUAUUUGCCGGCAACUUGGAGACGUGGAAAGAGCUCGCUUGUUCUGCUACAGCCUGCUUAAGGAAGAUUUCCCAGAGUCAGAAAAACUGACUUUGUUCAUUGCAAACAUGUGGCAUGAUAUAUUUAUCUCUCAAUCAGUGAUUAAUAAGGCAAUGCAGCUAGUUGCCAGGCAACGUGCUAAAGGGGAGGUUCUGAAUUGUUUGAGAGCAUUUCUCAAUUGGGAAAAGAAUUCUCCUGCAGAUGUUGGCUUCAUGGUUUCUAAGUUGCUUUUGACCAUACAGUUAUGUCCAAAAACAGAAUUUCAAUCCAGUGAAAGAUUUGGUGAAGACCUAAGUGACAACACUUGGGAGUACAUAUUUGCCAUCGAUCUGCUCUGCUGCCAUCAGAAAUGGGUUUGGACACAUGAUAACAUUAUAAGUAAGGAGCUGUGGCCUGUGAUGGAUAAGUGGAUAAAACACAGAAAAGGACAUGCGAACAUUGCGUAUAUUCCUGAUGUCAUCAUAGCCUCGAUACUAAGGCUGAUUGGUCGUUUAGGUCAACUGGGUUUGAAGGAAGGGUUCCCAUCUGCUGUGAAAAACAUUAGUUCAGUUAUUGGUAUGUUCAUACAGCAUGCCCAGGACGAAGAUAUACCGUGGGGUAUACAGCUGGCAGCCGUGUACGCCCUUUGCGACUUGAGCCCCAGCAAUCCAGCAGAGAUAUCCAAGAUCCUGGAAGCUUGGCGCAGAGAGACCUCGCACAGCGUCCCCUCUGCAGUGGUCAGCUCCCUGGAGGAAGUCAGUGCAUUGUGUGCAGGGGAGCUCGGCUAAACCGCCGCCCGCCACUGCACCUAGAGAAGUGCCUUCACAUGUCUUGAGUAUAAACAGAUUAAUGAGCUUUCCAAAUGUAAACGAAGGUUUCACAGGAAAGAUGCAAAAGAGAAAAUGCCAAGAGGCUCUCCUCACUGUGUGGCCAGGAGGCGGGGAAAAUGUGCAGCUGCACAGCUGUGUUCCCCCAAACCACAUGCUCAAAUCACGUAAGGCUGUUGUGAUUACAUGACGUAGGGAUUGUGUUGUGUCUUGGUCAAACAACAAAAACUUGAAUUUAGCCCUUUUUGCUGCAGAAAGUGUCCUUUCAGUCGCUUUUUGAAAUUGAGUGGCAUUUUAUAAUGAAUUUAAUAUGAAAGCAUUGAUUUGGUUCCUGAGUUUAUUCUGGCCUUUGUGCUUAAAUGACUGACUAGGAAAAACUAUAUUGGCUAAAAAAGAACUAGAAGACUCUUCCGCGAUCUCAGCUGGAAGUGGGCUACAGAAGUUUUUCUCAAGGUGUAGUGUGCAGCUGAUCCGAGUAAACACGGGGGAGCCUCUAGAAACUCACCGUAAUGCAUUUUCUUCACAGGAGUUCCUUAACGAAAGUUCUUUAAACUAGUUAACUCUCUGUCAGGAAAAGGAGAGUGAGGAGCAGAAGGCUCUGCAGGCCCUGCCUCCAUGGCGUGCACGUGCAGACUCGGAGACGGGCGCGCAGGGUCCCGGCCGCCAGCCUGCGGACAGUGCCACGUGAUGAUGUGUGUCACAUUCGAUGAUGUUCCGCUUUCGGAAUUUUAGUAUUUGUACAGAGGGAAUGGGUUCAACAGCUCUCCGUGGUCCUGAUUUGUCUUAUAUUCAUCAUUUCCUAAAUCUCUUGUAUGUGUUUUUUUAUAAUAAAAAAUAAAAGGAAGCCAUGUACAUUAUUGUUCUGAUCAGUAAAGAUGAUGCUUGGUGUUACUCCCACUUUUGCUGCAGAUAGAAGAAGACAGCCAUUCCAAAGGAGACUCCACUUCAGGGCAGGCACGUGCUGCUUUGCCAGUGUUUCACCCUUCUGAGUAUCUCCGAGAUGCUCUGGGUCGUAUCAGACGCCAGAUAAUUAAGUGUUCAUCGGCACUUACGAUUGGAUAUGUUUGUUGAAUUACAGUUGCUGCCCUUUUCAAAUUAUAUUUGACAAAUAUUUUACUCCUUUGUGUUUUUAAAUUAAUUAUAGCAAAAAAACUGAGAUGUAUGAACAAUUCUGUGUAACCCCUCGGAAGUUUUUGGUUGGUGCGUUCAUCCAGGAUUCCUUGAGCGUGCGCUCUGCACCGGUGCCUCACCAGAGGAGCUGGUGAGCAGACCGCAAGCAACAAGUCCCUGAAGACCUGUGAUCUGUUAGUAGAGGAAAACCCUAAGCAAUUACCCCAGUAAAUCAACGGUUGAAAAUUUUGGUGAGUUUGGUGAGAAAACGUGGGGGUUUGCAGUAGGAUAGCAGGGUAGUAGACAUUGCUCUUUCUAGGUGUUGAUCAAGGAGGGUCCCUCUGAGGAGACAACACUUGAGCUAGGAGCUGAGAAAAGGGAGCCAGCUUUGAGAGUAGCGGACACGUGUCCCUCCCAGACAGGUAAGUGAGGCUUUUGGAAGGAAAGAGCCUUUCUUGUGCGAGAAGGUGGCUGACUGAUACAGCCAGAACACACCGUUCAAGUGUCGUUUGUCGGAUGGUACAGAUUAUGCCAGUCCCUGGGACUGGGGCAGCCCUGGGCUUGUUCACAGACUGAGCAGAGGUGUCCUGUGAGAUUACAGUUCACUGGAGCUGCUCUGUGGCAAAGGGGUGUGAGAAGGGCAAGGGGCGAAGCAGAGGGACCUGUCAGGAGGUAGGGGAGAGAUUAUGGUGUUAGAUGAAUUUCACAUAUCUCUUGGAGGUAGAAUCAAUGCUAAGUUCCUGAAUUUGGAUGAGGGGCAGGUAAGAAUCAAAAGUCAAGGUUACUGAGUUGGGUUCCGUGGGUUGGGUACAGGUGCACAGGUGGGUGGUAGAAAACAAAAAUCCUAGGUGCUGAUUUGGGACCUGGACAUUGUAAGACAGCCAAGUGGAGGCAACAGGCAGCCUUUACAGGCCAGUUUGGAGUACAGACCAGAUAGGGCAGAAGUUAGGAAGCUGAUAAUGUAUGGGGGCUAUUUAAAGCUGUGUGUGUGUGUGUGAGAGAGAGAGAGAGUGUGUGUGAGUGUGUGUGUGUGUGUGUGCGAGCGCGCGCGCGCACGCCUAGGAAGAAAAGUACAGUAACAUCCCAGAGGGCAGAGGAGGAAACAGCAUUAGGGCAGGAGGUGGUGGUGUAGUAGUAGUACCUUGGCGACUCUUCCCUUGCCAGAGGCAAGAAGGUGGGCAUUAGCUAUGCUUGAAGCUGCCAAGUCAGGUGAGGUAAACCUGCCAGGUGAUGACUGUGUUUUGCAUCCUGUGGAUGUGGUGACCUCAGCGAGCAUCUCCCAUCACAUUUGGCCUAGAGGUGUGCAAAGUGAACAGGAAGUCAGGAAGAGAAGAGCGGGUCAGCAGGCAGUGUUUAGAAAAUUUGCCUAGUGGAUGGAUUUGUCAAAGCUGUUCAAAAUACUUUUUUUUUAGCCUCAGCAGUUUUAUUUGGUUUUGGUGGAGGAUAGGUAACACCUGACAUUUUCUGCUGGUUGCCAUUCUUUUGACCCUUUGGUGUGUGGAAUUUGUCGUCAUCUGCUCUGUUUUGUGACCUGAUGAUGGUAAGUAGGCCUGAACUUGCCAUUGGCGCUGUUUGUCAUUCUCAGAGGGUGAAGCAGUUUUAAGUUGUUCAUAAAUUAAAUUCCAGGUAUUCAAGCAGAACAUUGUGGGGUUUUCUCACUUAAAAAGAAAUUCUGAACAAACAUUUGGACCUAGAGCUGGGUGCCACGUUAGGCUGGCGUAGGGGUCUGCACCAGGAAGCACAUAGGUUCUCAGGCCAGCUCUGGUGUGACCACUGUGGUGGGAACAGCCCAGCAGCCUACAGAACUGCUCCGGAUGAGGCCAUGGCUCUGGGGGUGAACAGUGGGCGUGUCUCAGUGAUCUUUUUGGACAUUGGAACCUUUCCCCCACGCAUGUUCCCCAGGACGUCCGACUUUUCUUCAUGAGUGCAGAGUUGGCCCGUAGAAGGUGCUUCAGGCUGUAAUUUCCCACCCUGAGGCGGCUUGUGUGACAUCCGAUACUUGGUUAAGAGAGGGUGUAGCAACAGCGAGCAGGAUCUGUUCUUAGGGGUGGGAAGAGCUGCACCAUGGCCAUUAGAGGGCACUGCAGACUCGCCCUUGAACUACAGCUGCCAGAAAACGGGGCCUUGCCUGGGACACACCUAGGUGCACACAGUCUGCAGCCUGAGACCCUUGCUGUCAGGGAGCUGUUUCGGUUCGUACUUCGUUUGUUGAGGGGAGUUAGUGCCACCACCUGGGCCCGGUAUCUCCAGGAGUAAAUGCGAAAGGGUAACAUGUUAAAUAAUGGUAUUUGAGAGAAUAUGCCCCCUCCCCCCCAAAAAAAGAAAUACUUUGCCUAUUUGUUCAGACGCUUUCCUGGAUAUUUUUUAAUGAUCCUAAAGUAAAACGCUUUCACCAGAAAAACAGCAGUGGCAAGUGGGUAAGCGAUACUGGGUGGGAAGCCUGCGUGAGCAUCGGGACCGGCUGUGUGUUCGAGCAGUCAAGUCAUCCUGCACACAUCGACACACUCAGUUGUUUCCAGGUACCAUUUCCAGCACAUUUUCCUGUAGAACCAUAAAGAAUCUAUAGUGUGGAUCUAGCUUAUAAAUGUGAGUUCAGUCAACCUAAGACUACAGACGCAAGAAAGGGUUCGUUGAGUGUGUGAGAGAUUUGGGGAAGUUUGGGAGUUUUGAAGGUAAGGCAGCCGUAAACAGUUGUCUGUUUGCCUGAAACCUGCUUAGAAAAAUUUAUUGUUCUCAGUUUUCAUUGUGAAACAAACAGGAAGUUCUUUUUCCUGCCCCUGGAGGAGAGCAUUUUAAGGAAGACGUACUUUUAUACCAUGACAUUUCUGUCUUAAUAAACUCUGUGUGUGUGUGUGUGUGUGUGUGUGCAGCUCAGCUAAAGUGUUCUGUGUAAACAAAGAAUUGUGGGUGAGGCAUCACUGAGAGAUGCUACAACUCAAUUUUAUGAAAAUGAAAAUGUCUGCUUGCUUUUACGGACUUCGGGUUUCUGUGAACAAUGUUUGGACCUUGGGCUUCCCCUGCCUCCCAGUCCCCUUGGGCCAGGGUUUACACUUGGGGCCAGGUGGGCCUCUGAUUUCCCUGCUGGGAAAGGUGGUGCUGCCCAGCACCCCGCCCCAAGGGCUCUGUGCCCAAGGGGGUGAGGGCGGGGAGGCCUUCCUGGGUGGUCCCCAGACCAGGAUUUCUCAAAGGGCACAUGGCCUCACCCCAGACCCACCAAAUUCCAGACCGGGAAUCUGGUGGUGUGGAGGGAACCCCCAGCAGCUGGGGACCCUGAGAGCUGCUGCCACCCUGUUCUGCCUGGGCACCCGCCCGCUGCUCUGGGCUCUGCCCUCCCGGCCACUCCUUACAGAGGCUGUCCCCUUGUUCCCCUUCCUGGUUCAUUUCAGUGGCAGUUUGGGAGGAAGCGGGGAGGGCUUGGUAACUGCCUCCCACCGUCUCAAACUGAAUCUAGUCCCUGUUUUUACUUUUUUGGUGUGUUGUCUUGAAGAAUAUUUUUUUUCUUAACAAAUAGUCAUUAAUUGCUGCUCUGAGGAAAUCUCACCCUACAUCGUGAGUGUACAACUGGCAAAACUCGAGAGAACAGGGUGCCGAAAUGCACACCCUGAACCCAGCACACCUUUGGCACUCAAAGAGUAACUGCCCCUCUUGAUUGUCAUGAUUUUAUAUGUAAAUUUGUAUUAUUACAUAUUCAUUUUAAUAGUUUGAAUUGUAAUCCAAUGUAUUUUAUUACCUAAUCUUUUCAUGUUAAUCAUGUGUUGUAUGCGAGUAGUAAAUUAAAAAUUAAAACAGGUCACACACUGGAA